UUUGCAGUGCUCAAGAGGGCGUUUGACGCCUUCGCCCAGAGCAAGGGUUACAUAGAGUGUGACACGGUCGGCACAAUCCUGCAGAUGUUGGGUCAUGAGCCAUCCGAAGCUGAGCUCAAGAAGAUCAUUGCUGAAGUUGAUGCUGACGGAUCUGGCCAACUGGAAUUCGAGGAGUUCGUAGAGUUGGCAGCCGGCUUCCUGGGUGAGGAUGAGCACGAGGAUGCAGCUGCCAUGCAGGAGGAACUCAGGGAGGCAUUCCGUCUCUACGACAAGGAAGGAAACGGCUACAUCACGACAGAUGUCCUCAGGGAGAUCCUCAAGGAACUGGACGACAAAAUUACAUCAGAGGAUUUGGACAUGAUGAUCGCUGAAAUUGACUCUGACGGCUCAGGAACAGUGGACUUCGAUGAAUUUAUGGAAGUCAUGACGGGUGGAGAUGACUAAACCAACCUCAACUUCAACCAAUUUCACCUCCCAUCGUCAUCAUCGAAAAAUUCAUCAACAUUAUCACCAACAAAUAAUCAAACUGUAAGGAGAUUGCAGAGUAAACUGCAUAAUGAAGCUUUGGAAAUUUUCCAGGAAAGUUUCAAAUCACAAGAUUGAAUAGAGUAGGUUUAAAAUGGAUGAGAAAUUUCUGAAAUCACACAUUGUACAAACCAAUAUGAGAACAGUUCCCCAAAUGAUUUUCUAUUAUUUUUGUUAUCAAUAAAUUAAAUUGUUAAGAUUGA
Molecule: messenger RNA, 728 nt
Organism: Nilaparvata lugens (brown planthopper)
Lineage: Eukaryota; Metazoa; Arthropoda; Insecta; Hemiptera; Delphacidae
Product: troponin C, isoallergen Bla g 6.0101
Exons: 4
Molecular function (GO): calcium ion binding; enzyme regulator activity
Source: RefSeq, a predicted model, not a curated record